AUGUUUUCUUUCCUUUUUGCUUCAGCAGUUUCGUAUUCUGCACACGUCAAACAUCUCAAUGCUCCUGGAUUUAGAGACUUCGUCGUGAAUAGAAAGGGAUCUGAAAUCUGGGUUGUUCUUUUUAUUGGAAGAUACGCUAAUCAAGCGACGAUUGACGAAACAAAUUUUGUAGCUUUAGAAGAAAUCGAGAAAGCUGCAAAUCAGUCAUAUAAAUUCUGCAACUACGCUUAUGUAAAUGUAACUCAAGAUCCAUUCGUCGCUGUACGUCAUCAAGUAACAUAUGUACCAUGCAUACAAAUAUACUAUCAAGGAGGUGUUGAAGAAUAUCGUGGAAAUCAUAAAGCAGAAUCAUAUUUAGAAGCAAUUAGCAACAGAAUGCCAAAUUUAGUCCGUAAUUUUGAUAAGAAAUGGACAGAUGACAGUGUUCCAUCAAUUGUAUUAUUUACAGAUCAAACAAAGAGCCCAACUCUCUGGUCCGCGUUAUCUAUUGAAUACAAAGAUGCAUUUGUAAGAUUUGGCAUCUGCUCCGACUUUUACUUGCAUAGACAGUUCAAUAUUGCACGUUUACCGACAGUUAUGUUCUUUAAUUCGACUACUCAAUACAGAUAUCGAGGAGAACUAACAGAAGACCUCCUCAAGACAUCAAUUGAUCAAUUCCUUAAUGGAAUAAUUGAUAAGGAAUCGGAUUUUGAUGACGAGGGCUUUUAUCAUUUCUCAGAAUUCAAAGAUCAAUGCUUCGGUCGUGAUUUUUGCGUCGUUUCAACAUUCACAAACAUUUCGGAUACAUUACGCAAUAUCAGACUCAACAGCCACCGUCAUCCAAUGAAAUUCUUCUAUGGAGCCUCAGAUUUCCCAAUUAAAGCCAUGGAAGCUGGCAAAUUCUACAUCUGGAAGCCACGUGGUCAUGGCCUCAUCACUGUAAAUUACUUGGAAGAGCUUUCUCCGGCUAUUGAUAGGGUUCUUGAUGGUGGAGCCCAUUUUAAGAGACUGAAGGAUGAUGAAUUGUAA
Trichomonas vaginalis G3 is the source of this 1008-nucleotide messenger RNA. Its product is annotated as disulfide-isomerase A6 family. The transcript has a single exon. Gene Ontology annotation, molecular function: protein-disulfide reductase activity; protein disulfide isomerase activity. Gene Ontology annotation, biological process: response to endoplasmic reticulum stress. Gene Ontology annotation, cellular component: endoplasmic reticulum lumen. The record is from RefSeq and is a predicted model, not a curated record. The coding region runs from base 1 to 1008 and encodes 335 amino acids. NCBI's taxonomy places the organism in Eukaryota, Parabasalia, Trichomonadida, Trichomonadidae.